This is a messenger RNA of Peronospora farinosa, 1029 nucleotides long. Lineage: Eukaryota; Oomycota; Peronosporomycetes; Peronosporales; Peronosporaceae. The record is from the annotation of a GenBank genome assembly.
AUGCUCCGCCGUGCCGUCCUCCGUACCGUGGCCCAACAAGCGUCUUCCGCCUCUUCCAUCAAGACGCGCAGCUUUGUCACGUCGCAAUUCCGCGCCGCUAACUACAAGAAGCAGCCGACCGCCGUAAUGCUUGCUGCCGCAGGCGUCGCGGCCAUAAGCGGCUUGGCCCUCACCGAUCUGGUGAACGCCCGCGAGAAGCCCGUGGAUGUCGACGCCAUUAAGAAGGAGAUCGUGGAGAUCUUCGAUGAGAAUAAUUACAUGGGUCCUACGUUUGUACGUCUCGCGUGGCACUCGAGCGGCACGUUUGAUAAGCGCGACGGGUCUGGCGGCUCCACGGGUGGUACUAUUCGCUUUGAUCCCGAGAUCAACCACGGUGGUAACGCUGGUCUGCACUUGGCUAUCAAGGCGUUGGAAAAGGUCAAGAAGAACCAUCCGGAGAUCACGUACGCUGAUCUAUUCGUGCUAGCGGGUGCUACGAUGAUUGAGGAGAUGGGCGGUCCUGAGAUUCCCUUCCGUCUUGGCCGCCCCGACGCCACGAGUGGCAAGGAACCCACACAGACCCUCGAUGACCGUCUGCCUCAUGCUGACAAAGGCAGCACGGACAAAACAACGCAGCAUGUGCGCGACGUGUUCUACCGCAUGGGCUUUAACGACCGUGAUAUUGUCGCUCUAGCUGGUGCUCACGCUGUUGGCCGCUGCUACUCCUCGCGUAGUGGCUACAGCGGCCCGUGGACACAUUCUGAGUGGACGUUCUCGAACGGGUACUUCCGUGAACUGAUCGAGAACAUUUGGACCGUCAAGAAGUGGGAUGGCCCCAUGCAGUACGAAGAUCCGACGGGCAACCUCAUGAUGUUGCCGUCCGAUAUAGUACUGAUCCAAGAUCCCGAGUUCAAGAAGUACGUCGAGAUAUACGCGAAAGACGAGAAUCUGUGGUUUAAAGACUUCACCAAGGCUUUUGUGAAGCUCACGGAGAACGGAGUCAAGUUCCCAGAGAGUUCGGGCUGGCUUAAGUUUUUCGGCGUCAAGUAA